This is a messenger RNA of Ctenocephalides felis (cat flea), 1110 nucleotides long. RefSeq names its product 3'(2'),5'-bisphosphate nucleotidase 1-like. The record is from RefSeq and is a predicted model, not a curated record. The transcript is spliced from 7 exons. Gene Ontology annotation, biological process: phosphatidylinositol phosphate biosynthetic process. Bases 196 to 1110 code for a protein of 304 amino acids. Gene Ontology annotation, molecular function: 3'(2'),5'-bisphosphate nucleotidase activity. Lineage: Eukaryota; Metazoa; Arthropoda; Insecta; Siphonaptera; Pulicidae.
GAUCUGUCACUUGUCAAAUUUGCUUUGCUGAAAUGUGGUCGCAUUUGGUGAAAUCGUAAACGGAAAACUGGUCGUUCGAGCAGUAAUCCACAAGUUAAUGAACGGUUUGAUACUGUCGCAGGUGAAUAAUAUCAUAAGCCCAAAGUAAAUAAACGUGGAAUAUUUAUGAAUUAAUACUCAAGUCUAGAUAUCAGAAUGUCUUAUGAAAAUCACCCUGUUUUGUUGAGGGUUUUGGCCCAUUCAGUUGCAAUAGCUGACAUGGCUGGCACAUUAAUCAGAAAUGUGUUAAAAGCAGGAGAAUUAGGAGUCGUACAUAAGGGUAAAGAUGAUCCACAAACAGAGGCUGAUCGUUCAGCACAAAGGUGUAUAAUGGCAUCAUUAUUGAAAUCAUUUCCUGAUCUGACUGUUAUAGGAGAAGAGGGUCAAUUAAACUUGAAUAUACCUGAAGAAUGGAUAGUGACAACAGGCGCUCAGGAUGUUUUAGAAAGAAAGUGCCUGCCAGAACAUUCCUCAAUUCAAGAAAAGGAUAUAGUAGUAUGGGUUGAUCCACUGGAUGGCACUCAAGAAUUUACAAAAGGUAAUUUGGAUAAUGUAACAGUACUAAUAGGAAUAGCAGUUGACGGUAAAGCUAUUGGAGGAGUGAUUCAUCAACCAUUUUUUGAGAAUAGCAAAGGUCGCACAAUUUGGGGUUUGAGAGGAAUAGGCUUCAGUGGCAUUACUUUAAGCAAUCGUCUACAGAACAAAUUAGUAAUUACCACUUCACGGUCUCACACUGACUCUAAUGUGAUAGCAGCAAUAAACGAAUUACAACCAGACGAAGUCUUACAUGUCGGAGGUGCAGGAUUUAAGGUCAUACAGUUACUUGAUGGAAGCGCAAAUGCGUAUGUAUUUGCUAGUCCAGGGUGUAAGAAAUGGGAUACCUGUGCACCUGAAGCUAUAUUAGAAAUAGCAGGAGGAAUGCUGACUGAUGUAUUCGGGAACAAAUAUGUUUAUGACAAAGAUGUUCAAUAUCCUAACUCUAAGGGUGUGAUUGCCACAGCACCUUGUUUGAACCACACCGAUCUUAUCAAUAAAAUGUCCCAGGAAAUAAAAUCUAAGUUAAUGAAUUAG